AUGCCACUCGUUAUCCUCACCGGGUAUCCCUGCUCCGGUCUCAGCUACCGCGCAAAUCAACUUGCGUCGCUCCUCGAGAAAGCGCAAGAUGAGAUCUUCGCGACCACUGACGCAGAGUCGCCCCCAUCACUAAAAUUCCGGUACAAGAUCCACGUCGUUUCGUCGCACGAUAACAGCUCCUACCCUCGUACUGUCUACGACCAUGCCAGAACAGAGAAGGAGGCUCGCGGUGUCGCAUAUGCGCGUGCGAAGCGUGUGGUGGCCAAGGACAGCAUUGUGAUCUUGGACGGCAUGAACUACAUCAAAGGGUGGCGGUACCAGCUUUGGUGCGAGAGUAAGGCGGCGGGGACUUCAUGCUGUGUGGUGCACGUUGGUACUCCCGUUGAUCAGUGUGUCGCGAAUAACAAGGCCCGUUUGGAUCGGGAUGCAGCCCAGGAAAAGGAUACAUCUUUGCCAGAGCAACCGAAUCCCUCAAGCGAUACUACCGCCCCAGUCCAAACAUCAGACACCGAGCAAGCUUAUUCGCGCGAACUCCUCGACAACCUCAUCUUCCGCUACGAAGAACCGAGCACACACAGCCGCUGGGACAAACCUCUCUUCACAGUACCUUGGGAGGAUGCCGAACCCCCGGUAGCUGAUAUAUUCCACGCCCUCACCGGGGUAGUCCUUCCAUCCGCCGAGGUACCCGUCGUAACGCCAGUCUCCAACCUCAUCGAAUCCCUCACCUCAACCAACCUUUCCUCCGCCGCCAGCACAACAACCACAGCGCGAACCUUUACCCGCGGAACCUCAACUCGACCCAGAAUCGUCGCUCACCAAGCCACAACACAAGCUGCGGUCACAGAUCCAGGCGCUCUCUACGCAAUGGAGAAACGCACGACGGCCGUCGUCAAUGCAAUCCGCACCUUCACCCUAUCCAACCCCUCCGCCGAAGAAGCUCUCGCGCAGAGCGAAAACCCCCACGGCAUCGCGAUCGAUGUCCCCGAAGCUUCAAUUCCUAUUCUUAUCCCCGUUCACGUCGCCACAAGCGGGACCACGGAUGAAUUGGCCGGUGCAGGUGGAGUUCUCGCGGCGCCGAAACUGCAACGCCUGCGGAGACAGUGGAUUAGUUUGAAUCGGAGAUACCUUAGUCACGGUCAUGGUGAGAAGCAAGGUGGUUUGGCGGCUGAUCAAGUCGGGGAUGCAUUUGUGCGCUUUUUGAAUAGUAGUAUUGGAGGUGAGGAUGGAUUGGAAGCAUAG
Molecule: messenger RNA, 1239 nt
Organism: Penicillium waksmanii
Lineage: Eukaryota; Fungi; Ascomycota; Eurotiomycetes; Eurotiales; Aspergillaceae
Product: putative RNA polymerase II Elongator complex associated protein Kti12
Exons: 3
Coding region: 1-1239 (412 amino acids)
Source: RefSeq, a predicted model, not a curated record